AUGCGUCGCUGUUUCCUGCCUGAAAAUUGGCUCGUCCAUUCACCGGAGGGAGGCUAUUUGAGAGGAAGACGUGCCUCUGCUGAAUCGCAGCGAUACAUCCGCUUAUUCGAACAACAAAAUCCUGAAGCAGCAGGAAAGAUUCAGCAUGCACAAUGGGCAUUGGGAGAAGCACAUGUGGAAGAUUGUGGGUAUAGAUUGGAUGGUCUUUGGCAGCGAUCUCCUCCACAACGCCCUUUAGCAAUUGAAUACAUGGGUUGCUACUUCCACGGUACUUUAAAAUAGAUUUUUUUUGUAUA
Messenger RNA from Meloidogyne enterolobii, 296 nucleotides. Lineage: Eukaryota; Metazoa; Nematoda; Chromadorea; Rhabditida; Meloidogynidae. The record is from the annotation of a GenBank genome assembly.